AUGUAUUCAUCUCAAUGGACUGCUACAGAUUCAAUUAAAGCUAAUUCAAACGAAGCUAAUGUGGUAAAUUCUAAUGAAGUUGCUAUGAUUGAUCCACUUAUAUUAAUUGAAGCUCAAAUUAUGAGUAAGAAAGUUAUUUUGAAGUAUGAUAAAUUAAUCACCAGGGAUUUAGAGUUAACUACUCCAUUAAGUGUUUUGCUAGGUUUGUGUCCAGAAUUUCGUAAUCACCUUGAUAUUUAA
Molecule: messenger RNA, 240 nt
Organism: Lodderomyces pseudojiufengensis
Lineage: Eukaryota; Fungi; Ascomycota; Pichiomycetes; Serinales; Debaryomycetaceae
Exons: 2
Coding region: 1-240 (79 amino acids)
Source: RefSeq, a predicted model, not a curated record